AAACCUCUCCACAAAAACGACACCGUGCUAAACCAGUAUCCCACUACCCGCCAUUGAAUUCGUUAAACCCUAAUCCCUCUUUUUUUGAGCAGUCUGUAGCUAACCGUUAAACCUCUUCCAGUUCCCCAGUUCUCCCAUCUUGCCACAAGGGUUUUUUUCCUCUUUCACAGAGAAGAAAAUGUUGGAUGAAAGCAAAUUCGACGUGCACUUGAAAUUGUGGGCACUUCGAAUCCCUCGCGAGCUCUGCAAGGUCGCCACUCGAAUACUAAACGGAUAUUUGCUUGAUAAACCCCGCAUUAAGCCGAUUACUGAAGACCCGACAUGCGAAAAGAAUCGCUACAUGAUACUAUCUGAGAGGGUCCAAGAUUCCGAACUAUCUGAUAUUCCUGAAUCAAAUCUCAAUGAACUGAAGGGUUUAUGCAAGAUUGAAGUAGUUCCAUAUUCAUUGACACUUGGGUACUCAUAUUGGGGUGCAGACCAUAUAUUGAAGCAGAUUUUGCCUCCGGGACUCGAGGUUCCUUCAUCUUUUGAAACAAUAGGUCAUGUUGCCCAUCUGAAUAUUCAUGACGAAUUACUUCCCUACAAGGAUGUGAUCGCAAAAGUUAUCUACGAUAAAAAUUAUCCAAGAAUCAAGACAAUUGUUAAUAAAGUUGGAACAAUUGAAAAUGAGUUCCGUGUGCCAAAGUUUGAAGUUUUAGCAGGGGAAAAUGAUAUGGUUACAGAAGUGAAACAAUAUGGAGCAGCUUUCAAGCUUGAUUACAGCCUGGUCUACUGGAAUUCAAGAUUGGAGCAUGAACAUAUAAGGCUAGUUUCUCAGUUUCGAGCUGGGGAAAUCAUAUGUGACAUGUUUGCUGGUAUUGGUCCUUUUGCUAUCCCUGCAGCACAGAAGGGAUGCAUAGUUUAUGCAAAUGACUUGAAUCCGGAUAGCAUUCGUUAUCUGAAGAUCAAUGCAGAAACUAACAAGGUUGACGAUCGUAUUCGUGCAUACAAUAUUGAUGCGAGACAAUUUAUUUCUCAAUUGAUGGCUGUGCCUGACUGUGAUGAAAAAUCAGAUUCUGACGUCUCCAUACUGAAGAAGAAUGGUGACAAAUGUGCUGUUGAUGGCAAUCAAGAAUCAAAAUCUGAAAAUGGAAGGCUAGCAGCUGAGGCGAAAGAAGUACCAGAUGCUGUUAUUUGUAAUGUGGACACUUUACAGGGUUCCAGCAGGAAUGCUGAUUCAUCAGUACCUCCUGUUAAAAGACCUUCAGAUAGCUGUCAAUCAGAGAAUGAAAGUGUUGAUGGCACUAACAUCUCUGUAGCUGGUAGGAGAAAAGGAACCAAGACUAAGAGAAUGAGAGGUCCUGAGAUCUCUGCUGUUAAGACUUGGGAGCAUGUUGAUCACAUGAUAAUGAAUCUACCUGCUUCUGCUCUUCAAUUUCUUGAUGCAUUUAGGGGUCUGAUCCAGAGAAAAUAUUGGACGGGAUCUCUUCCUUGGAUCCAUUGCUAUUGCUUCAUAAGGGCAACUGAAACACAAGAAUAUAUUAAAUCAGUGGCAGAAUCUGCUUUGAAUGCCACUAUAAAGGAUCCAAUAUUUCAUAGGGUCAGGGAUGUCGCCCCAAACAAGGCAAUGUUUUGCUUAAGCUUUAGACUGCCAGAAGGGUGCCUUAUUUAAGAUGUCACUCCGCUUAUUCUGCUUCUCGGGAGGAAGAAGCACUUAUUGGCCUCGGAUACUAUCCUUCAUUCUAUUAGUGGGAAGAAUAUGCAAAUUGCGGGUCGUUGCUGCUGGUUUUCUGUUCACCAAGCCAGUACAGAAAUAAGCACACACAGAACAGUCUAACGGCUAAGAAGGCGAAAACCCUACACUCUACGAGCAACUGCUGUCUGUUGAAUUACUUGUAACCUUUCGUGUAGACGGUGUCAGAUUCUAAGAAGUGUAACAAAUUAUUAUAUUUCAUUUUAUUACCGUACAGUAAAUUUUUGCAUACUAUCUGUACCGUGGUGGGGAGUCCUUUUACUUCAUGGUUUGUGCAUGCAGAGAGUAGUUAGUGUGUUAUACAAUCAAGCGUGACAAGAAACUUUCAUGUAAGUUUAUACUUUAUGGAACAUGAAGUUUUUGGCCGUUCGAUCCUAAGCGGCCAAAACUCCCUAUA
Molecule: messenger RNA, 2129 nt
Organism: Malus domestica (apple)
Lineage: Eukaryota; Viridiplantae; Streptophyta; Magnoliopsida; Rosales; Rosaceae
Product: tRNA (guanine(37)-N(1))-methyltransferase 2
Biological process (GO): tRNA N1-guanine methylation
Cellular component (GO): cytoplasm
Molecular function (GO): tRNA (guanine(37)-N1)-methyltransferase activity
Source: RefSeq, a predicted model, not a curated record